ACCACUUCCUGUCUGAAUACCAACAUCAAUCUGCCGCUUCAUCGAGCUGCAGUCUCAACCACACCUGCAUCCAAACAGACUAUCAUCUCAUCGCUGCUGUUGAAGACAUCAUGGCGAGUAAAGCUUUACCCGAUUACGAGUGCACCAUUGAGAUUGAGAAUAAGUGCUCUGAGUUCAUCCUGUGUAACCCACAGGUGUACACUAAAAGUGGAUUCUGUAAGAGUCCUCUGCCGCCAACACUUGGCCCGUCUGAAUUUGGCAAAGCUCAGUUCAACAAGACCUUGUACUCGGCACGUGGAGCUGUUGGAGUCUUCACUUACGAUCUCCAGAAUAAGUCCAAAGAGGAAUGCCUUGAAAAAGUGGCUAUCAUGUUCUCUGUCCCUUAUGACUACAUCCUGUACUCGAACACGUACGCAGUGGGAGUCUUUGACCAUUAUAAAAAGUGUGAUGAAAGCCUUUUUGAAGAGAUGUGUAACAUCAAGCACCCACACUCAGGGUUCGUCAGAGGUAAAGCUAAAGACUCCCAAAGUCUGACUCACAAAGGUGAACAUGUUACCGUCCGAGCCACCAUGUCAAACAGCGGCACAUCUGUCGUCAAGGUACAGGUGUGCAUCAAAUGAAAUAUGAAGCAUCACAGAACUCUUCAGACCUGAUUUUUUUUUCUAUUCUUCCCUGCACCUUUAACCCUUGUGUUGUCUUCCCG
This is a messenger RNA of Sander lucioperca (pikeperch), 703 nucleotides long. Its product is annotated as bryoporin-like. The transcript is spliced from 4 exons. The coding region runs from base 111 to 620 and encodes 169 amino acids. Gene Ontology annotation, biological process: pore complex assembly; monoatomic cation transport; cytolysis in another organism. Gene Ontology annotation, molecular function: channel activity. Gene Ontology annotation, cellular component: pore complex. NCBI's taxonomy places the organism in Eukaryota, Metazoa, Chordata, Actinopteri, Perciformes, Percidae. The record is from RefSeq and is a predicted model, not a curated record.